Messenger RNA from Corvus hawaiiensis (hawaiian crow), 2406 nucleotides. Its product is annotated as cortactin-binding protein 2-like. The transcript has 9 exons. The record is from RefSeq and is a predicted model, not a curated record. Bases 17 to 1447 code for a protein of 476 amino acids. NCBI's taxonomy places the organism in Eukaryota, Metazoa, Chordata, Aves, Passeriformes, Corvidae.
GGCCCGCGCGGUCGCCAUGGCAACGGGGGCGGCCGGGCCUGAGGCGGAAAAAGCGGGAAAUAGGUCGCCCAUGGCCGAGCCCCGCCCGGGCCCGCGGGGCCCUCCCAGUGCUCCCAGUGCCUCCCAGUUACCCCCUCCCAGUGCCUCCCAGUGCUCCCAGUUACCCCCUCCCAGUGCUCCCACUGCCUCCCAGUUACCCCCUCCCAGUGCUCCCAGUGCCUCCCAGUGCUCCCAGUUACCCCCUCCCAGUCUGGGGGGCCUCGUUCCUCCCUCCCACUUCGUGCUGCGCCCCAGGUCCCUGGGGGCGGAGCUCGAGGCCCUGAGGGGGCGUGGCCAGCGCCUGGGGGCGGAGCUUGAGACCGAAAGGGGGCGUGGCCAGCGCCUGGAGGCGGAGCUUGCUGAGGAAAAGGGGCGUGGCCAGCGCCUGGAGGCGGAGCUUGCUGAGGAAAAGGGGCGUGGCCAGCGCCUGGAGGCGGAGCUUGCUGAGGAAAAGGGGCGUGGCCAGGUCCUGGAGGCGGAGCUUGCUGAGGAAAAGGGGCGUGGCCAGCGCCUGGAGGCGGAGCUUGCUGAGGAAAGGGGGCGUGGCCAGCACCUGGAGGCGGAGCUUGCUGAGGAAAAGGGGCGUGGCCAGCGCCUGGAGGCGGAGCUUGCUGAGGAAAGGGGGCGUGGCCAGCGCCUGGAGGCGGAGCUUGCUGAGGAAAAGGGGCGUGGCCAGCACCUGGAGGCGGAGCUUGCUGAGGAAAAGGGGCGUGGCCAGGUCCUGGAGGAGGAGCUCGUGGCCUGGAGGGGGCGGGGCCUCGGCACGGAAGGGGCGGAGCCAAGCCCAGAGCAGGUGCUGCUGCGGCGCUGGCGCCGGAAGGUUCUGGAGCUGCUGCUGCGGCUGAGCCUGAGCAGGGGAGAGGAGCAGCGGCUGCGGGAGCAGGCUGUGUCCCGGGAGCGGCGCCGGGCGGAGGUGGCUGAGGAGGCCCUGGGGGAACUGGGCCGGGCCCUGAGCCGGCUCUGGGGCUCCCAGGCCGAGCUCAGCGCAGCCCUCGGGGCCCUGGGGACCCUCAGCGAGCGCCUGGAACGGGCCGGGCACCGAGUGACGGCGCUGGUGGCCUCGGGGCGGCUCCGGUGGCAGCGGGAGCCGGAGGGGACAGCGGGGGACAGCGGCGCGGCGGCCCCGGAGGCGAGGUGGCACCGGGGUGGCACCGGGGGUGGCUCUGUCCCCGUGUCACCCCCCCGGUGUCCCCUUGAGGCCACCAAGGGAAGGGACGGGACCGGAGCAGCCGCGGGCACAGGGUCCCUGGGCCCGUGGCUGUCGCAGCUCCAGGCCCUCGGGGCCGCCAUCCUCGGGGACAGCGGGGCCACCGUGGGGCCACCUCGGCCAGCGGCGGCACGGGGGGCGCUGGCCCCGAUGGCCCCGAUGGCCCCGAUGGCCCCAGUGUCCCCUCCCCCACGGGGCUGACCCCGGUGACGUCAUCGGGGACAGCGGUGAUGUCAUCGGGGACGUUGACGACGGCGCGGGGAUGGCGAUGACGUCACGGCUCCGUCACGGCUCUCUGGGGUCCUGGCAGGGAAACCUCGGCUGCCCAACGGCCCCGCGAGCAUCCUGAGGGGAUCCCAGUCCCCCCAGUCCCCCCAGUCCCUCCCAUCCCCACACAAAAAGCGCUUUCUUUGAUUGAUUUUUUACCUUUUUCCCGCUUUUUCCGCCUCAGGCCCGGCCGCCCCCGUUGCCAUGGCGACCGCGCGGGCCCGUCCCCAUGGCAACGCUGCUCCCGCCCCCGCCGCGCUCCCAUUGGCCGGCGCGCCCCGCGCCGCGAGCGCUGAUUGGCUGAGAGCGGCAGCGGGCGGGAACAGGAAGCGGGAAGCGCACUCGGCCGUUGCCAUGGCGACGCGGCUCGCUCGUUCCCAUGGUAACGGAACUCCCGCCCCCCUCCCGCGCUGCCAUUGGCUGCUGUGCCAGGCGGGGUGGGCGCUGAUUGGCUGGGGCUGGAGGGGGCGGGGCUAAAGGCGGAACUGGGCCCGAACCAGUACAGAGUGAACUGGGAUAAACUGGGAUAAACUGGGCCUGAACCAGUGCAGAGUAAACUGGGAUAAACUGGGCCCGAACCAGUACAGAGUGAACUGGGAUAAACUGGGCCCGAACCAGUGCAGAGUGAACUGGGAUAAACUGGGCCCAACCCAGUGCAGAGUGAACUGGGACAAACUGAGAUAAACUGGGCCCAAACCAGUGCAGAGUAAACUGGGACAAACUGGGAUGAACUGGGAUAAACUGGGCCUGAACCAGUGCAGAGUGAACUGGGACAAACUGGGAUAAACUGGGCCCAACCUAGUGCAGAGUGAACUGGGACAAACUGGGAUAAACUGGGCCUGAACCAGUGCAGAGUGAACUGGGACAAACUGGGAUAAACUGGGCCCAACCCA